AGUGCUUUUUAGAGCUACGUAGAGAACAGACGGCCUUCCCAAAACACACACACACGCACACACGAGCAUAGAGGCGGCAAAAGAAGAACAACGGAAAAACAAAAACAAAGAGCAACAGAGGCGGCGACAGCAACAACAGCAAAGGUGACGAUUCAAAAGCAGCGAAUUUUGAGCGCCAAAAACAAAAGAAGGCAACAUCACAAAGAGCAUCGCCGCUUUUUUUUUCAGUGCAAGUGUGCUUAUAAUUAUAGCUCUGCUGUAUACAUACGUACGUACGUAUGUGUGUAUGUUUAUGAGCGCGUAAUCAAAUACAAAUCAGUAAAAUAACAAAAAUCUUGACGUAAUCGCUAAAAUGCAAAGCAAACGACACGAAAACGAGCAACAAUAACAAAAGCGAAUUGAAUUCUUUUUGUGUCGGUUUUUCGGUUUUUAAUUUGCAGCUUACGGGCGGACAAAAAGAGACGGAGCGCAAACAGACUCGCGUGUUGUGUUGUAGUAUUUGUAGUUAUUCUUUUUUUUUGUCGUGUAGUGCCCGUGUUUGCCGUUAUGCAAAGAUUUCAUUGUUAUUAGUCAGCAAACGUCAACAGGCAGCAACAACAACAGCAACAACCAAAACGGAAACGUCUUCAAGCUGGCCAAAUUGAAGCGGAAACGGUAGCCAAACUGAAGCACUUGUCGGAGAGCGUCUCGGUGCUGCUGAAGAUCGCCAGGAUCGCCAACAUGGACAACAGCAUCGUCGAGGAGAACGGCAACUCGUCGGCGGCAUCGGGCUCCAAUGACGUGGUCGACGUGGUUGCCCAGCAGGCGGCGGCGGCAGCGGGGGGUGGCGGCGGCGGCGGAGGAGGAGGAGGAGGUAACCCCCAGCAGCAACAAAACCAACAAAGUACAACGGCCGGCGGACCAACGGGGGCGACAAACAACGCCCAGGGAGGAGGCGGAGGAGGAGCCACCGUGCUGACCACCACCGCCAACUGUAACAUACAAUACCCCAUCCAGGCGCUGGCGCAGCACGGACUGCAGGUGCAAUCCGUGAUACAGGCCAAUCCCUCGGGAGUCAUACAGACAGCAGCUGGAACCCAGCAGCAACAGGCGCUGGCCGCCGCCACGAUGCAGAAGGUGGUCUAUGUGGCCAAGCCGCCCAACUCCACGGUUAUCCACACGACCCCCGGCAAUGCAGUGCAAGUGCGUAACAAAAUCCCUCCAGCAUUUCCGUGCAAGAUCAAACCCGAACCGAACACGCAGCACCCGGAGGACAGCGACGAGAGUCUGUCGGACGACGAUUCCCAGCACCACCGCAGCGAGCUGACGCGACGGCCGUCGUACAAUAAGAUCUUCACCGAGAUCAGCGGACCCGAUAUGAGCGGCGCAUCGCUUCCCAUGUCCGACGGCGUGCUCGGUUCCCAGCUGGCGGGGAGCGGAGCGGGGGGCAAUCCGGCGAACAGCUCCCUGAUGCAGUUGGACACCUCGUACUACCUGUCCAAUCGGAUGUCCUACAACACCAACAAUAGCGGGAUAGCGGAGGACCAGACCCGGAAGCGAGAGAUCCGGCUGCAGAAGAACAGGGAGGCGGCGCGGGAGUGUCGGCGCAAGAAGAAGGAGUACAUCAAGUGCCUGGAGAAUCGAGUGGCGGUGCUAGAGAACCAAAACAAAGCGCUCAUCGAGGAGCUCAAGUCGCUAAAGGAGCUCUACUGUCAGACCAAGAACGAUUGAAUGUGGGCGGGGCUCUGGCGCCGCCUGCGCCCCCGCCUCCAGUUACGGUUACGGUUACGGCGACGGCUGCGCUGCGGUUCCGUUCUGGACAACGCCCGACAGCAGCGACGGACGAUCGAUCCUCCCCGUGGGCCGGCCGCAUAUCAUGAUUUAUAUACGUAUAGGAUGCUAUAUGUGGUAGCGUGUACAUUUACUGUAUGAUGAACUGUAAGAUGGGGGGGAUCGUGUUGUUGUUGUUAGGACGCAACGGACGAACGGGCGGGCAGAUAUACACCUGCCGGACGGACGAGCAGAACACACAAUGUAAUUAUGUUUAUAAUUUAAUGAUGUAAUAUUAUGUUUAUGAUUUAGUUUAUGCCUUAGUUUAUUUGCUAAUUUAACGACACUGAAGUUUACCCACGAACAUGUGUUUCUGUAUCCUAAGAGCCCAUUACCAACCUACCUACCCUACGGAUUCAACCCGCAUCCGCAUCCCUUUUGUAAUUAAAUUUUUUGUUUUACCUAAUUCGUAAUCGUUGCAGGACGUGCGUGUCUAGCGAAAGUGUUUUUUAUUAGCGAAUUGUUGUAAGCCAAUAUGUCAGGAUAUAGUCAACCAACCCCCCACGGAUAUGCAGAUAGGAAAGAUAGGUAGAAAAGAAGGCGGCGGGCCUGGGAAGGGGGUUCCGAGCCUCCCCCCAAUUAAAAUUGUUCAAAAAUCGCAAGUUUCAGUUGAUUUGUGUGUAUGUACGUGUGUGCCGGCCGAUUGUAACUGUAAAAUUAGGUUUUAAUCGGAAAAUCUAUUUGGGAUUUGAGCAUGGAAUUUGGUAAUUCAAACACUUUGUUACAUAAUUUUAAACGAAUCGAAAACUCCAUUCUUGUCCCCCAGGAAAAUGGUUUUGUAUGGAACUUUAUGCGUAGUUAGCGAACACUUUUUGUAUUUUGUGAAUUUCUUUGGAACCGAAGGGGGGAACAUUUAAUAGGGAAGUCCUGCCCCUGGCGAAUCAUCGAAAAAAUAGGUAUUUUGGCCGGAACACACGUAGGCAUAUGUAUAUGCAUAUGCAUUAUAUAUAUAAAGCAAACACUCUCGUUAUCUCUUGUGAUCAACUCAGUUGUUGUUAUGAAUGGUAGAAACGGACGAAGGGACGGACAAAUACGAUUAAUUAAUGAUGAAUUCGGGAGACAGAGAUCGAACUUUUAUAUCUAGCGUAGCGCAACGGAAACAAUGUCAAAAUGAAAACCGGAAACGGAAAUAAAACCAUAAGAAAACGUGUAUGUAUA
Molecule: messenger RNA, 2967 nt
Organism: Drosophila suzukii
Lineage: Eukaryota; Metazoa; Arthropoda; Insecta; Diptera; Drosophilidae
Source: RefSeq, a predicted model, not a curated record